Molecule: messenger RNA, 1008 nt
Organism: Lolium perenne
Lineage: Eukaryota; Viridiplantae; Streptophyta; Magnoliopsida; Poales; Poaceae
Source: RefSeq, a predicted model, not a curated record
CUCCUCAGACCUCUUGCACCAGUUUGAAUAGUCCCCUCUGCUCCUCACCUGCGUCUUCUUCCCUCCCUCCGUCCGUCCCUCAACAACACUGCUGAGCUCCGCGCGCGCGCACUCACCCCCGCUGAGCUCCGCGCCCAUGAGGAGGCGGCGGUGGGCACGCGCCGCCGCCCUGUGCCUUGCCAUCGCCGUCGUGCUGCAGCUCGGCGCGGACGCCGCUUCCGUCACGCCGUUCUCCGGGCGACCGCGCGGGCCCGCUGCUCGCAGGUGGCUGCCAGCGUCGCCGCCCAUGGUGGCUGCCCACAAUGCAGCGCCCAAGCCAAAGACCAGUCCGGGAGGCAGCGGCCGCACGGUCGCGUUCGACGCCACCGCCGCCGAGGGCGCCCGGUGCAAGACCAGCACGGCGCGUAAGUCUCCCCCCGGUGCCCGCGGCGCCGCGUGCGCCGCCGACGACGACGACAAGCGCGUCGUCCCCACGGGCCCCAACCCGCUGCACAACCGGUGACCACGCGACAGGCGGCGCCACGCCGCAACAAAUCGCCAACAUGAGCAGCUAGCAAUCCUCGUUUGGGCAGGGCAAGGCAAUGCUGCAAACACAAGGAGGGAGAAGCGGGCGCAGCGCCGGCGGCGAGCGGAAGCGGAGCGCCGGACAGAAUUUCCCGCCGCGGAGCGGGUUCUUCUGCCUGGCGCUCGUCGGUCUUUCACCAUGUAAUUAGUUAGUCAGCUACUAGUACCUGAAUCUUUUUGGAUGCUUAAUGCGCCAUGAUCUUGUCUGCUUCCUUCUUGGUCGAGCUUUUGUCCGCGAGUAGUGUUCGUUUGUUCUAUCAGAAACAAGAACUGUUCUUUGGCUCAGCUAUCCGCUUGACUUUCAUCCGUGGGGGUCGUUCUUCUGAUGCUAGAACCGGAAGAUUCUUCUGUUCAUCGUGUAAUUAGUUAGCUUAGCUACUGCUUGAAUCUCUUUGGAUAUGCUCGGCUCCUGCGAACGAUCUUAUUGUCUGCUUCUUUCUUGUU